AUGCCCGAGCAGAGUAACGACUACCGGGUGGUGGUGUUUGGCGCGGGGGGUGUGGGCAAGAGCUCCCUGGUGCUGCGCUUUGUGAAGGGCACCUUCCGUGACACGUACAUCCCCACCAUCGAGGACACGUACCGGCAGGUGAUCAGCUGCGACAAAAGCGUGUGCACGCUGCAGAUCACCGACACGACGGGCAGCCACCAGUUCCCGGCCAUGCAGCGCCUCUCCAUCUCCAAGGGCCACGCCUUCGUGCUGGUCUUCUCCAUCACCUCGCGCCAGUCGCUGGAGGAGCUGCGCCCCAUCUACCAGCAGAUCGUCCACAUCAAGGGCAGCGUGGAGAGCAUCCCCAUCAUGCUGGUCGGCAACAAGUGCGACGAGACCCAGCGCGAGGUGCCCACGCAGGAGGGGGAGGCCACCGCCAAGGAGUGGAAGUGCGCCUUCAUGGAGACCUCGGCCAAGAUGAACUACAACGUCAAGGAGCUCUUCCAGGAGCUGCUCAACCUGGAGAAGAAGCGCAACAUGAGCCUCAACAUCGACGGCAAGCGCUCCUCCAAGCAGAAGAGGACAGACAAACUCAAGGGCAAGUGCAGCCUGAUGUGAGGAGGCCACGCCCCCACACAAAGCCACGCCCCCACACCCGCCCCACCGCUUGGCUCUGCCUUCCCUGCUCCUCCUCCUCCUUGGUGGCGUCCUGGUGGCGCUAUGGGAACUGUGCUGCGUCCAGGUGCUUGGGGGGCUGGGCUAUAUCCUGGCAGCACUGUGGGCCCUGCACCACCUCUUCAUAGCGCUAUGGGGACUGGGCUACAUCCCGGCAGCGCUAUGUGAGCCGCGCUGCGUCCUAGCAGUGCUGUGGGCACCGUAGAGCCUCUUAACGGCACAAUCUGCUACGUCUGAGCUGCGCUGUGGGUGCUGCUGCAAUGCAUCUCUGCAGGGCUAUGGGAGCCGUGCGACAUCUUGGCAACCAUAUGGGACUGGGCUGCAUCCUCGCAGCAGCACUAUGGGCGCUGUAGGGCCUCUCAGCAGCGCGGCGGGAACCGUCCUAAAUCUUAGCAGCUCUGCGGUCUGUAGUUCGCCUAGUUCGCCUAAAUGGACACACCGGCCCUGCCUGCGGACGUAGCACUACAUCUCAGCAGGCCUUGGGGAGCUGUAUGACAUCCCGGCAACGCUGCGGGCACUGGGCGGCCUCUCGACAGCACCAUGGGAACUGCGCUGCCUCUCAACAAGGCACUGGAAACUGCAGGACACCUUAGCCGCUACGGGAGCUGCCCCUCCAACCCACUGGCUCCUCACAGGUGGGAGGCAAGGCGAGACUCGGCUUCCCUGCCCCGCCUCCCACUUGUUCCCCUUGAACACGAGGACUUUUAGGGGUGGGGGUCCCUCGGUGCUUGGCGCUGCCGCUCAGGAGGGCUUCUCCAACCAAGGCGGGGCUGCUGCAGCAAACUGGGGGGCCCCGCAAAACCAAGGAGGUUGCCCCCCAGACCCACCCA
This is a messenger RNA of Zootoca vivipara (common lizard), 1484 nucleotides long. Lineage: Eukaryota; Metazoa; Chordata; Lepidosauria; Squamata; Lacertidae. The record is from RefSeq and is a predicted model, not a curated record.